This is a messenger RNA of Saprolegnia parasitica CBS 223.65, 1135 nucleotides long. RefSeq lists its product as hypothetical. Lineage: Eukaryota; Oomycota; Saprolegniomycetes; Saprolegniales; Saprolegniaceae. Gene Ontology annotation, cellular component: cytoplasm; nucleus. The coding region runs from base 52 to 960 and encodes 302 amino acids. The record is from RefSeq and is a predicted model, not a curated record. Gene Ontology annotation, biological process: snRNA import into nucleus. The transcript is spliced from 8 exons.
ACGCGCGAAGACCGCGUAAAGGGCCGGCGAUCGAUCUAUAGCAACCAGCUCAUGCACCCGGAGUGGAUGGUGGACAUACCGACACAGCUCAAUGGCACGCACGCCGGCAACGGCGAGGGCUGGCUCGUCUUGCCGCGCCCCGACGGCAAGCGCUGCCUCGUGAUCGCAGCCAAUGGCACGACCAUCGCGCGGACGCACAGCGGGAGCGUGCUCAAGAAGUUUCCGUCGGCGCUGCCCAGCGGCUCGCGCAAGACGAAAUACGGCGCCGACCAGUACUGCGUCCUCGACUGCAUCUUCAACGACGUUGACGGAACCUUUUACGUUCUUGAUGUCAUGUGCUGGAAGGGCUACCUCUUGUACGACUGCACGGCCGAGUUUCGCUUCUACUGGCUCCAAGACAAGCUCUCCGAGACGUCGGCCGCGACUAUCUCGUCGGCCAAUCCAUUUGCCUUUCAGCCGAUUCCGUACUUUGACUGCACGCCGGAAGGGCUCUCGACGGCGUACUAUGGCGCGUUUUCCUUCUCCAAGGACGGACUUCUCUUCUACUGCAAGGCGGGUGUCUAUACGCUCGGGCUCUCGCCACUCGUGCUGCUCUGGAAGGACGCAACCACAAGUCCAUAUCCGAGCCAGCUCACGAUCGUGCUGACAGUGACCGAGGCUUUUGCGUGUGAAACGAUUGAAGGACACGUGCUCACCACGCUCGCACCCGAGACCAUGACAGGGCAUGAGAUUGUGGCGGGCGAUCUGGUGCGGUGCUCGAUCGAAACGCUGGCGUGGAUGGUGGCGGACGACAGCUCCGUGGUGGUUGAUGCGACCGGCGUUCAUUUCCAGAAGCGCUGCUCGGCCCAGCGCGGGAUCGCCGACAGCUGGACCAAGAUUGCGCACAUUCUCAGCACCACGUGCUCGAUUCAGCACCUCCUGGAGGCGACGGCCGAUGUCGCCAUGGACACGGAAGGCUGAGCAGUGCAUUCACUCUUGUUACACCUGGAACGUGGACGAUUGGUGCGUUACCAUUACCAGAAGAAAAGGCGUGCGCAGUCGACUCGAUGAGCAUAGAAUACGAUACAGCCUUCUCCACUCGACUUUUCGUGGAUGAGAGACGUGCCCAUCUUAUGUUUGCCGUUGGCCACCGAGU